Messenger RNA from Conger conger (European conger), 2916 nucleotides. RefSeq names its product VPS33A core subunit of CORVET and HOPS complexes (gene vps33a). The coding region runs from base 54 to 1856 and encodes 600 amino acids. Gene Ontology annotation, cellular component: CORVET complex; lysosome. The record is from RefSeq and is a predicted model, not a curated record. Gene Ontology annotation, biological process: vesicle-mediated transport; intracellular protein transport. The transcript is spliced from 13 exons. Lineage: Eukaryota; Metazoa; Chordata; Actinopteri; Anguilliformes; Congridae.
ACCGCUCCCGAUCUCAGAUGGUCACAUGAUUUCGCUGUGUGACAGGAAGAAAGAUGGCGGCCCACUUGUCUUACGGCAGAGUGAAUCUGAACAUUUUACGUGAAGCUGCUCGCAAAGAACUCCGAGAAUUCUUGGAUAAAUGCGCUGGAAGCAAGGCCAUCGUCUGGGAUGAAUAUCUAACGGGACCCUUCGGCUUAAUUGCUCAGUAUUCCUUACUGAAGGAACAUGAAGUGGAGAAGAUGUUUACACUCAAGGGAGGGCGUCUUCCUGCAGCUGAUGUUAAAAACAUAAUCUUCUUCGUUCGGCCCAGAUUGGAGUUAAUGGACAUAAUUGCGGAGAAUGUCCGUAGCGAGGACAAGCUGCGGUCCCCGCGUGACUUCCACAUCCUGUUCGUGCCGCGGCACAGCCUGCUGUGCGAGCAGCGCCUGAAGGAGCAGGGCGUGCUCCAGUCCUUCACCAACAUCGACGAGUACAUCCUGGACCUGAUCCCCUACGACGGAGACCUGCUGUCCAUGGAGUCAGAGAGCGCGUUCAGGGAGUGUUACCUGGAGAACGACCAGACCAGCCUGUACCACACGGCCAAGGGCCUGAUGACCCUGCAGGCCCUCUACGGUACCAUCCCCCAGAUCUUCGGCAAGGGCGAGUGUGCCCGGCACGUGGCGAACAUGAUGCUGAGGAUGAAGAGGGAGUUUGCGGGCAGCCAGACGCAGAUCCUGCCCGUGUUCGACACGCUGCUGCUCCUGGACCGCAACGUGGACCUGCUGACGCCCCUGGCCACGCAGCUCACCUACGAGGGCCUCAUCGACGAGAUCUACGGCAUCACCAACGGCCAGGUGAAGUUGCCUCCAGAGAAGUUUGCGCAGAAGAAGCAGGGUGAGGGGGGGAGGGACCUGCCCACUGAACCCAAGAAGCUGCCGCUCAACUCGGCCGAGGAGCUGUACGCUGAGAUCCGCGACAAGAACUUCAACGCCGUGGGCGCCGCUCUCAGCAAGAAGGCCAAGAUCAUCUCCGCCGCCUUCGAGGAACGCCACAACGCCAAGACGGUGGGCGAGAUCAAGCAGUUUGUGUCCCAGCUGCCUCACAUGCAGGCAGCGCGGAGCUCCCUGGCCAAUCACACCUCGAUCGCUGAGCUCAUCAAGGACAUCACCACCUCGGAAGCGUUUUUUGACAACCUGACGGUGGAGCAGGAGUUCAUGACUGGAGUGGACACAGACAAGGUAAACACCUACAUCGAGGACUGCAUCGCCCAGAAGGACCCCUUGAUCAAGAUCCUGCGCCUGGUGAGCAUGCAGUCUGUGUGUAACAACGGGCUCAAGCAGAAGGUUCUGGACCACUACAAGAGGGAGAUCCUGCAGACAUAUGGCUACGAACACAUCCUGACCCUGAGCAACCUGGAGAAGACUGGUCUCCUGAAGCCUCAGACCAGCACGCGGAACAGUUACCCGACCAUCCGGAAAACCCUCAAGCUGUGGAUGGAAGACGCCAAUGAGCAAAACCCCAACGACAUCUCGUACGUGUACAGCGGCUACGCCCCGCUCAGUGUGCGUCUGACGCAGCUGCUGGCUCGGCCCGGCUGGCGCAGCAUCGAGGAGGUGCUGAAGAUGCUCCCCGGCCCUCACUUUGAGGAGCGCCAGCAACUCCCCGCCGGCCUCCACAAAAAGCGCCAGCAGGGGGAGAACAGGACCACGCUGGUGUUCUUCCUGGGGGGCGUGACCUACGCGGAGAUCGCGGCUCUGCGCUUCCUGUCGCAGAUGGAGGACGGCGGGACUGAGUACAUCAUCGCCACCACCAAGCUACUCAACGGGACCAGCUGGAUCCGGUCCCUGAUGGACCGGCUGGAGACGCUGCCCUUCUGAGCACCUGGGCCCCCCCCCCCCGUCAGUGUGUCGGGCAGGGAUCAGCAACUGACGGUCCUUGAGGGCUGAGAACCGCUAUCUUAUCUAUCCUGCUAUCUAUUCUACGCUCCCUUUACCUGGGAGUCAGGUGUGAAGACAGUCUGGCCAAUGUUAGCACUAAUUACCCGUGAGAAAGGAAAACCAGGACUGGAUUCGGAUUUGGGGGCCAGAGUUGAUGAUCCCUGCUGUGUGGUGACCAGCUGGAUGUUCAGUGAAGAAAUGUAGGUCGAGUACCUUUACUGGGGAGUACUGGGGCACGUGAGACUUACUGGACAGUGUGGAAAUGAACAGGAUUGUUCACAGCAAACAGACAUGGAUGAAGUCUUAAAUGGUGGAGGGGAGGCAGGAGGGGCUGAUGUCACUGUCUGGCCUUGGGGGACAAAAGGUGUAAAUGUGGGACAGGACCACACAAAGCGGGAACAUCUGGUCACCUAAAUUCGUAUGGCUGUGUGACUGCAUUGCUGCCCCUUUCAGCUAAGGUUGCUUUCUGUGUGCCGCUGUGGUCCAGAAUCAGUUUACCCAAACCCACCCCCAAGCCCCAGCCAUCAUGUGAAACCCACUGCAGCUGAUCCUGGAUCAGCAGUUGGGACGGGUUGGCUUAACCUUUCCCAACACCUGCUUGAUUCCCUUAACCCCUGGACUUCAGGUUCUUAAAAAAAAAUUCUUAAUCCCUGUUACCAUAGUUACUGGUCCUGUUUGCGUGAGACCCGUGCCUUUGUGCACAUGCCCUGCUUACAACUGUUGUUGUUGUGUUUUGUGUUAGCUGGAGAAACACUGCGGAAGUGUCGAUAAACAGGGAAUGUGUGAAUAUUUCGCAGAGAAUGUGUGAGCGAGAACGAUCUGAAAACGUGCUAGAAUUACGGCACUUUGUGGUCGAUGUGUUCAAGCGCUGAUACCCUGCGAACCUGUUGUCUGCUCUCGGUGAAACUCGGAUACUGCCUCUUUUCCAUUAGCCAAAGCCACAAUGACUGUUUAGAUUUGAUCAAGAUCUUGUAAAUAAAAUGCAUUAUUGAACAUAAAA